CAGCAGUUUGUCAUCUGGUAAAACACCGGACUCUCAGUCCAAAGAAGAAAAGAAAAAUCAAAAAGAACAAAAAAAAAAAAAAAAAACGAUGGCUGUCGCAGGGCUUUACAGGAGAACCCUUCCUUCUCCUCCCGCGAUCGAGUUCGCUUCCUCUCAAGGCAAGGAACUCUUCACAGAAGCUCUUAAAGAAGGAACCGUGGAAGGUUUCUUCAAAUUGAUAUCGUACUAUCAGACGCAAUCGGAGCCUGCUUAUUGCGGACUGGCGACUCUCGCCAUAGUCCUCAAUGCCCUCUCGAUUGAUCCUGGCCGCACAUGGAAAGGCCCGUGGAGAUGGUUCGAUGAUUCUAUGCUUGAUUGCUGCGAGCCUCUGUCUGUGAUUAAAGUCAAAGGCAUCACAUUUGGGAAAGUUGCGUGUUUGGCCCAUUGCAAUGGAGCUAAAGUUGAAACGUUUCGAACCAAUGAGACCACUGUUGAUGAAUUCCGCAAGCAUGUUAUUUCGUGUACUUCAGUGGAGGAUUGCCACUUGAUUACGUCCUAUGACAGACGGGUUUUUAAGCAGACUGGAACUGGGCAUUUUUCACCUGUUGGGGGCUAUCAUGCUGAAAGUGAUAUGGUUCUCAUCUUAGAUGUUGCUCGAUUCAAAUAUCCACCUCACUGGGUUCCUCUAACACUUCUUUGGGAGGCCAUGGAUACAACCGACGAAGCAACGGGUCAACGCAGAGGGUUCAUGAUUAUUUCAAGACAUCACAAACCACCAUCCAUCCUUUAUACUGUGAGUUGCAGACAAGAGGGUUGGAACAGCAUCACGAAAUACUUAUCAGUAGACGUUCCACUUCUUUUGAAGGGAGGUGAUGUAAAAGAUGUACAGAAUGUGCUCUCAAUUGUAUUUAAAUCACCGCCUGCUGAUUUGAGAAAUUUCAUCAAGUGGGUUGCUGAAGUUCGCAGACAAGAAAAUGGGAGUGUAACCUUAAGUGAAGAGGAGAAAGGACGACUUGCCAUCAAGGAAGAGAUAAUGAAACAACUGCGAGAGACUGAACUGUUCAAGUAUGUGAUGAGAUGGCUGGCUUCCGAAAGUUCACUCUGUAAAGAUUUUUGUCCCCAAGGAGCAGAUAAAUCUUUUGCUGGUGACUCAUUAACUGAAAUCGCUGCAAAUGUUUGUUGCCAAGGAGCAGAACUUUUGACUAGGAAUUCCAUGUCAUAUGGGACAUGCUGUAAGAAAACAGAGGUGAAAUUCUUAACCGUUGAUGGUGAAAAGCCUGUCACUUUGGUGUCGGGGAGCGUUGUCACCUCUGGCAGUGAACAGGGGAUUGACAUGCUUGUCCCUUCAUCCCACACAGAACCCACUUGUUUGUGUGAAUUUGAUCAAGGUAGUUGCAAAUGUAUGCAUCCAUAUCCAGCUGAUGUUCUGACAGUACUUUUGUUGACCCUGCCUCAAGACAUAUGGCAUGGUGUUAAAGAGGAGAAGCUAUGCACGGAAAUCACUCGUCUCAUGUCAACUGACAAUCUUCCAUCCUUGCUUCAAGAAGAGGUCCUGCAUUUGCAACGACAGCUCCAUUUUCUCGUUACUGAAUGUGGUUUUGCUUCUUCCUCAUGACCUGUUCCCCUUGCUCACUGUCUUCUUGAAUAGGUAAUACAAUAUAAAGCCUUAAGCACAAGCAGAAUAAAAUAAUUCUCUUCUAGUUUUUGCUGCUAUAUGAGGGUUGAAGAGCCUCUGAGGAGCCUUUUUUCCGAAAUAAUAAGGAAUAACAUUGCACUAAAAUUUUGCACUAUUCUAAUCUUUGGGAUAUAUUAGUUUCUCACUGUGAAUCUAUAGAUUUGUACUUUUUAGCUUUCUGCUUAUGCAGUUUGCUUAAUAGCUUAAUAGUAAUAUUGUUGUCUUGAAUGUAUGAAUAAUUGAUGUUGGGAGAUGGGCUACACAGAAUCCUUUGUUUGCCCUUGGAAUUUUUUGAAUUUUAACUGGAUUCACCAAUAUAAGAAUCUUUUUUUCCUCUGUAUAUUGAAGAAUCAUAGGCCCUUUGGCCUAUUUAUA
Molecule: messenger RNA, 2029 nt
Organism: Tripterygium wilfordii
Lineage: Eukaryota; Viridiplantae; Streptophyta; Magnoliopsida; Celastrales; Celastraceae
Product: glutathione gamma-glutamylcysteinyltransferase 3-like
Exons: 8
Coding region: 89-1594 (501 amino acids)
Biological process (GO): phytochelatin biosynthetic process; detoxification of copper ion; cellular detoxification of cadmium ion
Molecular function (GO): metal ion binding; glutathione gamma-glutamylcysteinyltransferase activity
Source: RefSeq, a predicted model, not a curated record